Molecule: messenger RNA, 10827 nt
Organism: Coregonus sp. 'balchen'
Lineage: Eukaryota; Metazoa; Chordata; Actinopteri; Salmoniformes; Salmonidae
Source: the annotation of a GenBank genome assembly
ACACCAAUAGGUGUAGUCUGCCAUAAAAAUUUAAAGAAGAAGAAGAAAAGCGAGCUGAGGCAAGCAAUGGAGUGGUAGAUGAAGUGCUGAAUAUUACAAAAACGACCGCAACACUUCAAUUCUCUGCGCGUGUCAUCCACAGCAACCUCCACUAUGGACAGCGAUGACGAUAUGGAAGAAGUCGUUGAAGGUACGGAAAAGGCUGACAAACUCAUAUGCGUCGUUUUGUGUGUAUUUGUUUUAAUAUAUUUUCCGGUAAACUCUCCGCAUAAUAUACCGUGAACAAAUUGAUGUUAUGGUUUUAACAGGCGUUGUGGGCCCGUCGCGCCCGGGACUUUAUUUCCGAUGGAAGCCCACUCUUCGGGCGUGUGAGGCAGCAGUAUCGACACAAAUGUGGGCCUCUGUGCUUUGACACUUGAGUUAAAAUGCAUGAGAUUGAAAAAGUAUUAAAUUGUAUUGUAAACUAUUUGCGUGCGCUCUGGGUCACGUAGGCUACGUCGGUAUGUGUGCCAAAAUUGUAGACUUGACUUAAAGUUUGUCGUAUUAGGUGCUAUGCGAAAUCCGUGACACUUUAUUAACCGUAGGCCUUCUUGAUGUUUUAUCACACAAUUGUUACUUUUAGAAAAUAGGUGUUAUUCACAGUAGCCUACAUGUGCUGACGCCGUAACGUUGUUUUUAGAGAAUAUCAGAGGUAAUUCUAAAUGCAUAGUGUCGGACGACCGCGUGCGUGCGAGUUCUUGUGCCUGCAUGUCUACACAAUUCCAUAUUAUGUGGGUGAUUUUGCAAAUACGGGCCUUUUUGUGUCUCAUGAUUAUAUUUUUAAGAGAAAAUGUGAAUUUAGAUUUUUUUAUUUCACAUCCAUUAAGUAGACUAAAAUAACCGUAAACUUUUUUUUCCAGCUUUCAAUGUGUUUUUUUAUUUUGUUUUCUGAAGCUUUUCAUGUCUGUAUUUCACUGUUUUGCACUGUUUUUGUCCUGUCUCACACCGACUUUUGACAUUUUGCUAUGUAUUACACUUAAAAGUCUUUAUAAUUAGAAAAUAAUUAAUGCACCUGUUUAAAAAAAAGAGUCAAAUAAAUGGAAACUAUAUACAUAUUAGAUGUGCAUAAGCCACUUGUUACUUUUUUAAACAGAAAAUACAGUCGUCUCUAAGUAUUGGGUCAUUACCACCACAACAAGCAAAUUACAUGAUAAUAACGUUUUUUCAAAAGUCUGUGUUCUUGGUUACCAUGGAUGUGAAAGUGGCGCACAUGGAUGUCAUGGAGGCAGAUUCAAAUGUUGAUGCCGGGAAAUGAUAGAAAAAUAAAGGUGAAUAUGACUUGAGAAGAUAAUAUUUUUAUUGUACAUCAUUACCAAAUAGGCUAUAAUGUCAUCAAAUAAUGUCAGAUUUUUGAAAUUAUGUUUUAAUUAUAUGUAGGAUACAUUGUAUACUAGCUGUUCAACUGGAGUUAGCAUGCUAGAAUCCCUGCUAUUUAUGACCAAAUACUGUAAAAAUGUCAUUCCCACAACACGUCAUUACCACCACAUAAUGAACUGGUAAUGACUAAAUGUAUUAGUUCAUACAUUUUUACUAACCUUAAGACCUGAAAAGACACACAAAUUACAUAUAUGAUCAUGGUUAAGUUGAAAUUGAACACUUAUUUGCUAAAUAAGACUAUUACAUUUUGUAUUAUGUUAGGAUGAUUGAGUGAUUUGGAUGUCUUUUUAUGUGACUUACUAUGGUUAUUACUGAUUUAAUAACAAUUAUUUAUUUUUUCUAUAAGAUGUCCUCUCCUUGGUUGAUUUAGGGGGCAAGGACAUACAUUUGUAUAUAUAGUAUAUGUGGACACACCUUCAAAUUAGUGGAUUCGGCUAUUUCAGCCACACCCGUAGCUGAAAGGUGUAUAAAAUCGAGCACACAGCCAUGCAAUCUCCAUAGACAAAAUCGAGCACACAGCCAUGCAAUCUCCAUAGACAAACAUUGGCAGUAGAAUAGCCGGUACUGAAGAGCUCAGUGACUUUCAAUGUGGCACGGUCAUAGGAUGCCACCUUUCCAACAAGUCAGUUCGUCAAAUUUCUGCCCUGUAAGUGCUGUUAUUGUGAAGUGGAAACAUCUAGGAGCAACAACGACUCAGCUGCGAAGUGGUAGGCCACACAAGCUCACAGAAUGGGACCACCGAGUGCUGAAGAACAUAGCGCGUAAAAAUGGUCUGUCCUCGGUUGCAACACACUACCGAGUUCAAAACUGCCUCUGGAAGCAAUGUCAGCACAAUAACUUUUAGUCGGGAGCUUCAUGAAAUGGGUUUCCAUGGCCGAGCAGCCGCACACAAGCAUAAGAUCACCAUGCGCAAUGCCAAGCGUUGUCUGGAGUGGUGUAAAGCUAGCCGCCAUUGGACUCUGGAGCAGUGGAAAUGUGUUCUCUGGAGUGUUGAAUCACGCUUCUCCAUCUGGCAGUCCGACAGACAAAUCUGGGUUUGGCGGAUGCCAGGAGAACGCUACCUGCCCCAAUGCAUAGUGCCAACUGAUAAGUUUGGUGCAGGAGGAAUAAUGGUCUGGAGCUGUUUUUCAUGGUUCGGGCUAGACCCCUUAGUUCCAGUGAAGGGGAAUCUUAACACUACAGCAUACAAUGAUAUUCUAGACGAUUCUGUGAUCCCAACUUUGUGGAAACAGUUUGGGGAAGGCCCUUUCCUGUGCACAAAGUGAGGUCCAUACAGAAGUGGUUUGUCGAGAUCGGUGUGGAAGAACUUGACUGGCCUCCACAGAGCCAUGACCUCAACUCCAUCUAACACCUUUGGGAUUAAUUGGAACGCCGACUGCGAGCCAGGCCUAAUCGCCCAACAUCAGUGCCCGACCUCACUAAUGCUCUUGUGGCUGAAUGGAAGCAAGUCCCCACAGCAAUGUUCCAACAUCUAGUGGAAAGCCUUCCCAGAAAAGUGGAGGCUGUUAUAGCAGCAAAGGGGGGACCAACUCCAUAUUAAUGCCUGUGAUUUUGGAAUGAGAUGUUCGACGAGCAGGUGUCCACAUACUUUUGGUCAUGUAGUGUAUAUAAACAAAAUCAAACAAGAUCCUAUAAGAUACCAGGAGUAUCUUAAGAAACAAAAAGAAAGAUACCUCAAGAGAAAAGAAAGUGGUGUGUUGUGAAAUAUGAUGAAGACCCUUACCUGGUAUUAUACAAGAUGUUGAUGCAGAGAGCUGCGCUCUAGUCAAAACCAUGAGUCGUGUGGGAGCCAACCGAUUAUUUUGGCCAAUGAGAGAGGACAUUGUAUGGUACCAACCAGAGAAUGUGCUUGGGCUUGUCCCUGAGCCUCAUCCAGUGAAAAAAAACGGCAUGUGAUGCUUGAUGGCGCAGUCUGGGAGGAAAUUUGGUCUCUCGUUAAGCAAUAGAGAGCAUAAAAAUGUUGAGUGAGCACACACCUGUCUCGUGUCUGAAUUAAUAGGCUGCAGCCAGUGAACAAUAAUUUGUUUAAUGUCAACCAGUGUUUCCAACCUUGUACAUGUAUUUAUGCCUAAUGCAUUUAAUCCCAAAUUGUUCUAAAAUAUGCUUUAAGUUCUUGAGACAUGUAACCUUUGUUUUUUGAGGUUUUGAAUGGUCUGUUCUAUAUCUUCAAUAAAAUUAAACAUGUACAACUGUGACAAAAUGUUUAAUGUUAUUUUUCAUCAGUUUUAUAUUCAAUGUAAUUUCCACCACACGCUGUCAUUACCACAACACUAAGUCAUUACCAUCACGGUACAUAUUUUUGAGGAAAAGGUGUAUUAAAUUACAAUUAAUAUUGAUGAUUUUUCCCAUAUGUGAACCUUAUAUGCAUGUUCUUAAGAUAAUUCCUAAAAUAAUGUAAAAUAUUAAGAUUUUGAUUUGGUAAAUACAUGUUUCUGAGUAUCAUCAAGGCAUAUAUAGACAUUUAGACAUGACAAUGAUGAAUACAUAUAAUUAAAACUUCCAAAUAGUAAAAAAUACAUAAUUUAAAAGAAAAACGUAAAAUGUUAUAUAAAAUACCAUAGGCACAAUUUCUGUAAUUUCCUUUUCAACUAAAAUACCACAUUUUAUGACGUGGUGGUAAUGACAUUUACCCUCGGGUAUUUGGGGAAACCGAUAAAAAUCUUUAUAUUCUUAAAAAGUAUGGUCUCAGCCACUAUUAGAUCUUGUUACCAGGCAGAGUGAAGAAAAUAUUCAUUUUCAAAAACAUUUAACAUCCAAAAGUACCCGUAUUUGCAAAAUCAACCAUGUAGCUGCUGGCACCUGAUUACUUGGAAUUUUUGUGAAGGGGUUGAGUUAAACUAAAAUUAGAUACAGCAGACAACCAUUAGAUUCGGCUCCAACACCCUCAGAACCAACUAAUCUUAAAGCUCCCACCCCAUGGCCCAAAAAGCAAUUAAUAUCAGUUGAUGUGGUCCUGAUAGCGUGCGGAAAAAAGGGCUAAUUUUAAAUGUCUGGAUUAGAGCUUUGAUCGGCCUUAAUACUUCAUUAAUGCUUGAUUCUGCUCACAUAGGCUACUCAUUUAGCUAAAAUGAUCACAAGAGCAGAGAAAGGCCAGUGCCUUUUGCAACCCGCACAUUAUUUACUGCACACACUGUAUGUAAUUGUUUGAAACCUGGACGUUUUACCAAAUUAAUAAGGCAUGUCUUACCUUGCUUCAAAGUAGCCUAGCCAAAAUCCGACCAUAGAAACGAUGAGGGAAUUAUUACUUGUAUGCCAUUGAAACCAGCAUUUCUCUUGGUUUCCAAAUCAACAUUUCUUUCACCAGCCAGAGGCACAAUCCUAGUCAUAUUGUAUGACUAGGAUUGUGCCUUUGGCUGAUGAAAGAAAUGUUGAUUUGGAAACCAAGAGAAGUAAGGUAUAGUACUACCAACCCUAAAGUGGUGCUGGCAUAGCACACAAGUGGUCAGGUUGCCCUAAAAUUAUCAGGCUUGGAUCUGGAUCAGAACAGCAAGCAAAGCAAAGGGUGCAUUUAUCAUCUGGGCCCAGUUUUUCAAAAGUUAUCUAUCUGGUCGAUUUCGCCUAUCGGAUAGGAUUAAAUGCAUAGAAAUAUGAAUGAAUAGAACAGGUGUCCCCAUUCAAGUCAAUGAUUCGUCCAUCGUAUUCGUUCUAUUUCAAUGCAUGUAAUCCUAUCCGAUAGGCAAAAUCCAGAUAGAUAACCUUUGAAAAACUGGGCCCAGAUACAGUGACUUGGCAAUAAUGCAGACUCCUAAAUGUGUGGUUCUAUUUCCGAGACGAUUUGUAGAAAUGGAGACUGUUGAACUCCAAUGUAAGCUGUCUUGUGCCUCUGUACAAUCCUGAUGUGUGUGCGUGUCCAGGCCCUCUGGAUGAGGAUGACCAGCCUCACGGGUUCUGUACAGUCACCUUCUCCUCCAGCGAUCGCUUUGAAGGACAUUUUACACAUGGAGAAAAGAAUGGGAAGGGCAAGUUCUUCUUUUUCGAUGGCAGGUAUGACAGAAAAGCAUACACGGUCCAUUCAAGUGUGACUGUGUGAUCUCUCUCUCUCGCUGUCUCGCUCUCAGGCUCUUAUCUAGCUACCUUGCCUUGCCUUAAUUAACCCUCCCAUAACCCAUCCCCCCUCCCUCCUCCUCCUCCCCUCCACAGCACCUUGGAGGGGUUCUAUGUGGACGAUGCGUUACAGGGUCAGGGGGUGUACUCCUACGAGGAUGGAGGGGUCCUCCAUGGGACCUAUAUGGAUGGGGACCUCAACGGCCCUGCACAGGAGUUUGAUUCUGAGGGCCGGCUGAUGUUUGAAGGCCAGUACAAAGACAACAGCCGCUGUGGGGAGUGUUGGAUCUACUACCCUGUGAGUCAUCAUACUCAUCUGUAACUUGUUGUUAUGUUACAUUACACAAGUUACAUUGAGAUUUCAUAGGGCGUAGAACUGUCUUCUAAAGUUGGCUGCUUUUCCAUAUUCAAAACUGAAGAAUGAAUUGAUUGAACACUCAACUAAUUGCUGUGUGUGUCCAGGACCGAGGCAGUGUAUUUGGGCAGGUGAACGAGGAUGGCGAGAUGACCGGUAAAGCGGUGGCGUAUGUUUACCCAGAUGGCCAAACGGCUCUCUAUGGGAGCUUCGUGGAGGGGGAGCUGAUCGAGGCUCGACUCGCCACCCUGGUUUCCAUGGAGACCACCAGACCACACUUUGACGUUUCACCUGACAGUGAGUGACAUGACACACAGGACAAGUAAACCGGUAGUCAAAUAUAACGCUGUAGGUUUUCUAAAAUCUCAGCAUUUCCUGUUCUUUCUUAGGCCCUGUGUACUCCUAUGAUAAAUCCACUUCCACCUGUAUCGCUACCCACACUCUUCUUCCAGACCCCUAUGAAAGCAAAAGGUAGGUACAGUGCAUUCGGAAAGUAAUCAGACCCCUUGACUUUUUCCACAUUUUGUGACGAUACAGCCUUCUUCUAAAAUGGAUUAAAUAAAAAUAAAAAAUCCUCAUCAAUCUACACACAACACCCCAUAAUGACAAAGUGAAAACCGGCUUUUAGAAAUGUAUGCAAAUGCAUUAAAACAUAUACCUUAUUUACAUAAGUAUUCGGACCCUUUGCUAUGAGACUCGAAAUUGAGCUCAGGUGCAUCCUGUUUCCAUUGAUCCUCAUCGAGAUAUUUCUACAACUUGAUUGGAGUCCACCUGUGGUAAAUUCAAUUGAUUGGAUAUGAUUUGGAAAGGCACACACCUGUCUAUAUAAGGUCCCACAGUUGACAGUGCAUGUCAGAGCAAAAACCAAGCCAUGAGGUCGAAGGAAUUUGUCUAGGUACAGUUCUGGGGAAGGGUACAAAAAAAUGUCUGCAGCAUUGAAGGUCCCCAAGAACACUGUGGCCUCCAUCAUUCUUAAAUGGAAGAAGUUUGAACCACCAAGACUCUUCCUAGAGCUGGCCGCCCGGCCAAACUGAGCAAUCGGGGGAGAAGGGCCUUGGUCAGGGAGGUGACCAAGAACCCGAUGGUCACUUUGACAGAACUCCUCAGUAAAAGGAACAUGACAGCCCGCUUGGAGUUUGCCAAAAGGCACCUAAAGGACUCUGACCAUGAGAAACAAGAUUGUCUGGUCUGAAUGCCAAGCGUCACGUCUGGAGGAAACCUGGCACCAUCCCUACGGUGAAGCAUGGUGGUGGCAGCAUCAUGCUGUGGGGAUGUUUUUCAGCUCCAGGGACUGGGAGACUAGUCAGGAUCGAGGGAAAGAUGAACGGAGCAAAGUACAGAGAGAUCCUUGAUGAAAACCUGCUCCAGAGCUCCCAGGACCUCAGAGUGGGGCGAAGGUUCACCUUCCAACAGGACAACGACCUUAAGCAAACAGCCAAGACAACGCAGGAGUGGCUUCGGGACAAGUCUCUGAAUGUCCUUUGAAUGUUCCAGCCAGAGCCUGGACUUGAACCCGAUCAAACAUCUCUGGAGAAACCUGAAAAUAGCUGUGCAGCGACGCUCCCCAUCCAACCUGACAGAGCUUGAGAGGAUCUGCAGAGAAGAAUGGGAGAAACUCCCCAAAUACAGAUGUGCCAAGCUUGUAGCGUCAUAUCCAAGAAGACUCAAGGCUGUAAUUGCUGCCAAAGGUACUUCAACAAAGUACUGAGUAGAGGGUCUGAAUACUUACGUAAAUGUGAUAUUUCUUUUUUUUUUUGUUGCAAAACAAUCUAAAAACCUGUUUUAGCUUUGUCAUUAUGGGGUAUUCAAGUGUAGAUUGUUGAGGAAAAAAAACAAUCAAUUUUGAAUAAGGCUGUGACAUAACAAAGUGGAAAAUGUGAAGGGGUCUGAAUACUUUUCGAAUGCACUGUAACUCUUAUUAAGUCUAGUAGGUACAAAUUUCUAAAAUUCUGUUUUUACAUAGACAUAUCCUAUGGGUUUACCUUCGGCUGUCACAUAUGAGAGAAGCUGAUCUGAAGUCAGUUUUGCUGUGUCAUUCCCUGUUGUGUCACAGGGUAUUUGUGGCAGACUCACUGAUCUCAGGAGCAGGAGAAGGCUUGUUUGCCAAGAUUGAUGUUGAGGCCAAUGUUGUAAUGGCCUUUUACAACGGAGUACGCAUCACACACUCAGAGGUAAGAGGGAGAGGGAGCUGUGUUUGUGUGUCAAAUCAAAUCAAAUGUUACUUGUCACAUGCUUCGUAAACAACAGGUGUAGACCAACAGUGAAAUGGUUACUUACGAGCCCUUCCCAACAAUGUAGAGGGGGAAAGAUAAAGAAAAAUAAUAACGCAAGGAGUAAAUACACAAUGAGUAAUGUUAACUUGGCUAUAUACACUGGGUACCAGUACCGAGUCGAUGUGCAGGGGUACGAGGUAAUUGAGGUAGAUAUGUACAUGUAGGUAGGGAUAAAGUGACUAGGCAACAGGAUAGAUAAUAAACCGUAGCAGCAGCGUAUGUGAUGAGUCAAAAUAGUUAGUGCAAAUAGGAUCAAUGCAGAUAGUCCGGCUAGCUAUUUGGUUAACUAUUUAAUGUGUGUGUGUGUGUGUUCAUACAAAACCUAAUGUAGCUCUAGGCGAUUAGACUACUAAUGUGUUAUGAGUUUCACAAAGACAAGGUAUGAGCAAUAAUCAUUCACAUGGCAAACCAAAUACUGUGUAUAUAGAUGUCUGUGCUAAACAAAACAUAAUUUUUGAAUUAAAUACUGUUGUUGUUUUUGUUGUUGUUGUUUGUGGUGUUGCCAACGGUGCUUCCCAGGUAGACAGCAGGGAUUGGUCCCUGAACGGGAAUACCAUCUCCCUGGAUGAGGACACAGUGAUUGACGUUCCCCAGCCCUUCCACCAGAUGGACAGAUACUGUGCCUCAAAGGGACACAAGGCCAACCACUCCUUCACCCCAAACUGCAAAUACGACCCGUGAGUAUUAUCCAAGCAUAGCGUGAACAAAUAUGACCCAACCUGAGAGCAACAUGAUGUUCAGGAGGGUACAAUGGUCUGAAUAGUAAAGAUAGAAUUGUCAUGUAUUCUAGGGUUGGACGGUAUCCAGAUGGUCAUACCGUUUGCGUACCAUACCGGUGUAUACAGUAUUACCGAAUGUGCACACAAGGUGCGCUAUUAAUAAUAAAUAAAUAAUUAAAUGCACAAAACAAUUUAGGUAACAGGGAUCUUGAGAUUGAAUGUCUCUGCUGUAACCAUGAAGCUUGAUCUUGACAUCUAACCACUUAGCUAGUAAGGUAGCAAACCAAAUUCAUAGCUGGAGCCCUGUGCUGGAUAUAAUUAAUUUGACACAUCUUACAUUUCUUAGUUAUAGUUAUAAGCAGUGGCGUAGCACGCACCCCUGCAGUGGGUGCCCCCAACCCCCCAACCCCCCAACCCCCCCGAAAAAGUAUAUAUUUUUAACGGUAUUGAAAAUCAGACCGUCGGUAUAAACUAUAUAUAUCGCCCAAGCCUAAUGUAUUCUAUUAUGUUCUAUUUCAGUAUAUGAUCCAUUAUCAAAAACACAUCUGUCUGUUGAUCAUUUGCUUCCUCAGAUUCGUCCACCCUCGUUUUGGGCCCAUCAAGUGCAUCCGCACCCUGCGGGUGGUGCAGAGGGAUGAGGAGCUGACUGUUGCCUAUGGUUACGACCACGAGCCAUCGGGGAAGAGCGGUCCGGAGGCACCAGACUGGUACAAACAGGAACUGCAGGCCUUCCAGCAGAGACAGACUACCAACGGGCAGUAAAAAAACGUACUACUACUCCACUCAAUCUACCCGAACAACUACUACCCCGUUGGACCCCCCUUUUCAUAGAACAAGGGCAAUAAAGCAUCUACCACUCUACUGACACAACUGCUACCCACCUCCCUGCCCUUUGCACAGGAGCAAUAACUCCCAAAAGAAAUAAAAUAAAUUCAAAAUAUUGACGCGGUCGGUGUAACAAAGCAUGUUACUUUCCCGACCUGAACUAGUGUUACCCUUACACCCAAACAUCCUCUUCCUUAACAGUGCUCUCAAUGCAGCCCUGCUUCAACCUCCACCUACUCAUUAAUAACUGCCCCCCUCUAGACUGAACCCCUCUACCUGAGCCCCCAGUCUUGCUACGGCUGCUCCUUGAGGACAAAAGGCACAGCAACAUUGAGGGCUCGGAUCAGACUAUUUCCAAACAUCGAAGGAUUGUUUGAGAGCUUGGCAACACAGGUGGAAGGUGUGAUAUGUCGAUUUGUACGGUAUAGGAAUGGAACACCGCUGUACGUGGAUGUGGGUGAGGGUGCUAUGGAGAUCAGCACUAACCCAGCCACACUUGCACUUAAACACAGGAACCUAUGUGUCACGUCAAGAGACCAAUCAGAUGUAAUGUACAAGGUUUACUGCUGUAUUUGCUGCUCUGUGAGUCUCGUUCUCCCCAGCCUGUGUCUUUUAUACAACCUAUGGACAUGAACUCGUGGUAUGUGGAGUGUCCUUGAUAUUAGUUUGGUAAUUGAGAUCAAGUUAGACCCUUAUUCCUUUUACUCCACUGUGACAGUGUGUUAGUGUGUGUACUGGCUGUUUAAACAUUGUCUCUGUGUGAAUCUGAAUAGGUUUGAAGACAUUGGCUUUGCCAAAUCAUUUCCCCAACAUCACCUGAGUAUAGUAUAAAUCAUGAUCUGAAUGUCCUCUUCAGCCACUUACAGUAAAUUGACAUGGUUGGCCUUCUAACCUUUUUUUUGACAUACAUUAAAUACUAACCAAUGAUAUCUAUAGUUCAUUAGUUACAUUUAUUUAUCAACACUUUUCUCACCUUUUGGUUGGUGUUAUUGUCAACUCUGCACAUGAUUCAGACCAACAAGUGAGCUCAACUUUGGAGACUGUUUAAAUACUCUGGGAGAUAAAAAGGUCAACUGUGAUAGCAAUAGCAAUGGUAAACUCGUAAGUAGCCCAGACUAAACACAAAUAAAGACAACAUGAACCAUCCAUCUGUGACUUGCUUAGAUUUUUUUAUUCUAAUGUGCUAGUUUUAACG